Molecule: messenger RNA, 4369 nt
Organism: Nerophis ophidion (straightnose pipefish)
Lineage: Eukaryota; Metazoa; Chordata; Actinopteri; Syngnathiformes; Syngnathidae
Gene: zbtb18
Product: zinc finger and BTB domain containing 18
Exons: 2
Coding region: 353-2023 (556 amino acids)
Biological process (GO): regulation of transcription by RNA polymerase II
Cellular component (GO): nucleus
Molecular function (GO): DNA-binding transcription factor activity, RNA polymerase II-specific; RNA polymerase II cis-regulatory region sequence-specific DNA binding; protein binding
Source: RefSeq, a predicted model, not a curated record
GAAGAAGAAGCCGUAUCCCUCCACCCCUCCUACCUCCAGCUUCCUGGCCGCUUCCAAUUGGCCUCCGUGCCCUCCUGGGCGGGCACUAUUGGUUUCCAGCCUUGCCAGUCAGCGUCACCCUCCUACCUCAGCCUUGAGUUGUGUGGGGAGCAGCAGCAGCAGCAGCAACAGCAACAGCUCGGAAACAUCUGGCCGCCGUAGAGUGCUCGACUCCCCGCGUCGCUGCCCUGCCUGCCCGUGCUCGUCCGUCCUCGACAGCCUGGUUAUGGAAAUGAGCCCAAAGCCGGUUUAAUCAGGAGGGGGAAGAAACGGAGAGACGGCGGACCGUGUUGCCUGUUAUGAGGACAGCAGGAUGGAGUUCCCUGACCACAGCCGACAUUUACUCCAGUGUCUGAGCGAGCAGCGGCACCAGGGCUUUUUGUGCGACUCCACGGUCCUGGUGGGCGAUGCCCAGUUUCGAGCACACCGCGCCGUCCUGGCCUCGUGCAGCAUGUACUUCCACCUCUUCUACAAGGACCAGCUGGACAAGCGGGACGUGGUGCACCUCAACAGCGACAUCGUGACGGCGCCCGCGUUCUCCCUGCUGCUGGAGUUCAUGUACGAGGGCAAGCUGCAGUUCCAGGCUCUUCCUGUAGAGGACGUGCUGGCCGCCGCCUCCUACCUGCACAUGUACGACAUCGUCAAGGUGUGCAAGAAGCGGCUGAAGCGGAAGGCCACGGCGGAGGCGGACAGCACGCGCAGGGAGGACGACGGCGGCUCCAGCUGCUCCGACAAGGCCGACAGUUUCUCGGACGGAUCGACGGGGCGACCCGCCACCGCCGACCUGCUGCACAGCGACGAAGAGGAGGAGGGGAAGAGCGAGAGAGCACAGCUAUGGUUGCGGACGCCAGCCAUGGCCACGAGCAGCCCGGGUCACGCAGAGGCGGAGCCGCAGGCCGGCGAGGGGCUGACGGAAGGCACCAAGCUGAUGUCUCCGGCAGGAAGCCCUUCCAGCUCCACAGGAUCGCUUUCCCAGAAGUCUCACCGCUCCGCGGGCUCUCGAGGACACCGCGGCAGGCGGGUGUCCAACGAUACCGCCGACUGCGUCCUGGACCUGUCAGUGAAGCCGACAUCCGGCAGUAACCACGGCAACCACCACCCGACGUACUUCAGCGGUGCAGCCACACCGGACAGGCUGCAAAGCCCGCUGGCGGUGAGGGUGAAGGUGGAAAGGGGUGUGGCUUCGGACGAGGAAGAGGACCUAGGGGGCGGGGACUAUGCGAUGGAGCACAGUGGCAUCGCCAAAGCAACGGUUCCCAGCACCAACGGGGGCUUGAGCCACCACGGGGUCGGGGGUCCUCUGUCGGUCCAGAGGAGGCUGGGCUUGGAGGCGCACCUCUCCGCCCUGCGAGAGGCGUCGCUAGCGUCCGAGCUGGACCGUGACGAGAAGCCCCCGGCGACCGCCGACAACGACGACCUACUCGGGGGGGAGAGCGAGCGCACGCAGGCCGACGCGGCCAGCAUGGACAGCACGCUGCUGCCGUACGUGUCCAACAUGCUGUCGGCGCCGCACACGCAGAUCUUCAUGUGCCCGCUGUGCAACAAGGUGUUCCCCUCACCGCACAUCCUGCAGCUCCACCUCAGCUCGCACUUCAGGGAGCAGGAGGGCAUCCGCGCCAAGCCCGCCGGCGACGUCAACGUGCCCACGUGCACCAUCUGCAGCAAGACCUUCUCCUGCAUGUACACGCUCAAGCGCCACGAGCGCACGCACUCCGGCGAGAAGCCCUACACCUGCACCACCUGUGGCAAGAGCUUCCAGUACUCGCACAACCUCAGCCGCCACGCCGUGGUGCACACGCGCGAGAAGCCGCACGCCUGCAAGUGGUGCGAGCGCCGCUUCACGCAGUCGGGGGACCUCUACCGCCACAUCCGCAAGUUCCACUGCGAACUGGUCAACUCACUGUCGGUCAAGAGCGAGCCGCUAGCGCUGCCCAAUGUCAGGGACUGGGCCAUCGAGGACAGCUCGCAGGAACUGUGGAAGUAGAGGCGUGCGAGCGGGGUCCUUGCCAACAUUUAGGGGGUCUUUCAGUGAGUCAUCUUCUUGUUUGUUGCAAAAAUCUCAUUCGAUUGCACUUUAAUAGCACAUGAAAAUGUUACUACUGAGUUUUUCAUCAAGUACAAGGGGUUUCAGUUGUAGUCUGGAUUUUAUCCAGAGAAAGCUCCGAGAAGGUCUUGCUUGUUUGAAUUUUUUUUCAAUUUAAUUUUAUUAUUUAACUUUUUGUGUUUCAUCUCACAACACUCCGACUCGGACCGACGCCACGCUCCUCAAGAACAAAAGCAUUAUGAUACACUAAACGGGUAUCACAAUAUUGGCACACACACUUUGAAGAAGUGUGUGAGCGUGUGUGUGUGUGCACUCUACUACGCCAACACCUGAUGUGCAAGUGUGUGUGUGUGUGUGCGCGCGCGUGUGUGUGUUUAAUUAGAUAUUUCACUGGCACGGAGGCGCAGCUAGCGUCGUGGUGCGUUCAGGGCGAGUCGAGCGACUGACAAACUGAUGGCACUCAUGCAAUGCACAGCCUCUUUUUUUAAUUUUGAUGAUUUUUUUUUACUUUCAAUAAAUUUGAAGUAUUUCCUAAACAUUAAAAAAAUACAUUCUAAUAGUUAUUAUAUUAUUGUUAUUAAUUAAUACAGUAGUGUUUCUGAAAUCUAGCUGGCAGUCUUUUUAAAUUUGUUGGAAAAGUAUUUAAUUUAAGGUUGUUGUAUAUUGUUAUAGUUUUAAAUCUUUUUGUUUUACUUUAUUAUUGUAAUAAUUCUAUUUUGUUAGUUGUUUUUUUUAACAGGACCUGCUGUUGUUGCAUGACGUUCAAACUUGUAUAUUUUAAGUUUUCCCAAAAAAAAAAAGGAAAAAAAUGUGAAUUUGCAGUGUUACUGUACACAUCGUUAUUGAUCAAAUAUUUGACAAUGGGCUCCUUUUUAUUUAACAAACAUGAUUUUCUUUGUGAAUACUACUCCAGGGUGACGUCUGUUGCAAAGCUGACUAUGGUGGGUGGGGAGGGGCAUGCAUGGAUUCAAAUGUUGUUGUCCUGAAAAGUUAGAGAGGGGUGGGGGAAUUUAGCUUGAUGGUGAACAUCUUGGAAAUGUGAUGAAGCUUUUGAAGUUUGUCUAUGUGCACUGAAUGUGCGUGCGUGUGUGUGUGUUGUCACCCGUCAGUGUGGAAGUUCUUCAUCCGCCCAGCACUUCUUCGGUUUAACGUUGUGCAAUCAUGGGCGUCCUCGGAAGGCUCUGGAGGUCUGACGAGGGUGGUCAUGUGACGCCAAAAUGGCUAAAAGAUGAAAAAGGGUCUGUCCUGCUGAAAUAGUGAAGAGUCAAAUGUGUGUGUGUAAGCACCUUUUUAAGAUUAAAAAAAAAAAAGAGAGACCUGAUUAUGAGAUAUUUGCUGGAAAAGAUGCCUUGGACUUAAACAUUUGUAACUGAAAAAUGUCUUGCUUCCAUUUUUGGAUCAAAACUCUUUUUCAGACAAAAAAAACAAAAUCGGUGAAUGUUGUUUUUGGGCAAGGACAGCUCCUGGUUUUUAUGUAUAAAUUCAAGCAGUGUGGAAAUAUUUUCAGACAAGCGUUUAUACAAUCCAAAAAAAAGGACUUGCUGAAUGUGUGUGCGUGUGUGCGUGUGCGUGUGUGUGUGUGUGUGUGUGUGUGUGUGUGUGUGUGUGUGUGUGUGUGUGUUUCUCCAUCCAUGCACCCAUCCUGCUGUUUUCAUCAUCACUACUGCUGUUUUUUUUCUUCCUUUAAUAUAUUUCUGGUUAAUAUAUUUCUGGUUGUACUUGACCGCCUUAAACUGCUGUAGUCCAGGCCGAUCAUUUUUCUCUUUUUUUCAGUUUAUUUUAAAUCUAUUUGUAAUAAUUUAUUUCCGGAGCAUGAGUGACGUUGAGCGCUCGGGAAUCUGUGAACUAUAUAUCCACACUUAUUUUAAUUUUAAUUUUUUUGCUGUGUUUACUUGAAGACAAGUGUGUGUCUGUGGGGUGUGAGAAUAGUUGUUUUAAUUUAAAGAAGGUUUAAAAAUGUCUCAGACCGUUUGUGGGGAAGGUUUUAAAUGUGACUGUUUUUUUAAUAAAUAAAAAAAAAGACAAUCACCAUCAAACAAGCAGAUUUCUUCAGAUGUAUUUGCUCCCUGCUGAGAUUGAAUACUUUCAACUUUUUUUUUUUCUUAAUUUAAGUCCGAUAUAGUCAUUUUUAGCUUUGACAAUCAUAGUUUGACUUAUUUUUGUGGUUGUUUUUCUCAAGGGGAGCGAAUUCCAACUGUGUUUAGUUUUGUAAUUUCCGGUGUGCUGUUGUUGACAUUUUUAAAUUGUGUGCAAACUGCAAUAAAUUAUAAGGUUCUUGACAUUGGA